GAAAACGUGACACCCGCAGAAGGUAAUUACCAUGAGCUGGGGCCGCACGGAGCGCAGGUGAUGCAGUGACAGAGACAUGGCUGUGCCGUAAAGAGUGCCCUACAGCUGCAGUACUAGAGCCGAUGGCGGUGCCUUACAAAACACAGGAGCAGAUGCUGUAGGAGAGGAUUCAUUAUGGGUUACAAUGGCAGCUGGAUUUUUAGGAACAGGAGCGAGAGUGGCCUAUUCCAGGCAGCAAACAGAGCGUUAGAGAUCAGGAAUGUGUCUCACUCACAGGUUGUAUGGAGUAACCGGAGCAUCAGCAGUGAUGGGCUCAGUUACCGUCAUUUCACCACCUGUGUGCAAGUGGUGAUCUUCGUUGGAUCUCUGCUGGAAUAUACUGGAAAUAUGGAAACCUCUCAGCAUUUGAAAACAUCUGUCCUUAAAACAGUUACCAACCGAUUCAUGAUGAACUUGGCAUGCUCUGGUAUCUGUGCCAGCCUGGUGUGUGUGCCUUUUGACAUUUUGCUCAGCGCUAGCCCACACUGUUGUUGGUGGGUCUAUACCUUAUUGUUCUGUAAGACUAUCAAGUUCCUGCACAAAGUCUUCUGCUCAGUGACCAUCCUCAGCUUUGCUGCCAUUGCCUUGGAUAGGUACUACUCAGUGCUGUAUCCUCUAGAAAGGAAGAUUUCGGACUCCAAGGCCAGGGAUUUGUUAAUCUACAUCUGGGCUCAUGCUGUGGUGGCCAGUGUCCCUGUAUUUGCUGUGACUAAUGUGACUGAUGUUUACGCCAUGUCUACCUGCUCGCCAUCAUGGGGAUACUCCUUGGGCCACUUGGUAUAUGUCUUGGUGUACAAUUUCACCACAGUACUGGUGCCAGUGGCUGUUGUGUUCCUUUUCAUGGUCCUGAUCCGCAGAGCUCUGAGUGCCAGUCAGAAAAAGAAGGUGAUUAUAGCAGCUCUGAGGACCCCACAGAACUCAAUCUCUAUCCCAUAUGUUUCACAGAAAGAGUCAGAGCUUCAUGCAAUGCUGCUCUCCAUGGUCCUGAUUUUCAUUUUCUGUAGCGUCCCUUAUGUGACUCUGGUCAUAUAUCGCACUGUGCUUAAUGUAUCCCACAUAUCUGACUUUCUUAUGCUCACUGCCAUUUGGCUACCUAAGGUAUCCUUGGUCACCAACCCCCUGCUCUUCCUGACUGUUAACAAGUCUGUGCGUAAGUGUGUGCUAGGUACCAUUAUACAACUGCACAGGAAGUAUAGCCGAAGGAAUGUAGUCAAUUUAGGAUCUGUGGCAGAGGUAAACUUAGAGCCCAGUGUACGAUCUGGAAGCCAGCUUUUAGAGAUGUUCCAUAUAGGACAGCAGCAGAUCUUCAAGUCAGUAGAAGACGAAGAUGACAAUGAAAUCAAGUCAGAAUCGUCUAGAAACUACAAACUCAAGGAAGCACUCCCUAGUACCAGCCUAGAGGAAGAGCAAACUCUUGUGCAGAAAUUAAUUCCACAGAGUGCAGAGUCUACUGCACAAGUUGCCCCUGUUAUGCCUGGAGAGACUGAGGUACUCAAUGACAAGUACUCCAUGCAGUUUGGUUUUGGUCCAUUUGAGCUUCCUCCACAGUGGCUCUCGGAUAAACGGAACAGCAAGAAACGGCUUUUGCCACCUUUGGGGAAUACCCCAGAGGAACUGAUCCAAACUAAGCAACCGAAGUGCAGAGCUGAAAGAAAGAUCAGUCGAAACAAUAAAGUCUGUAUUUUUCCUAAAGUUGAUUCUUAGCACUAUUUGUUUCCAGAAUCAGAGAUCCUAUGGAUCUGAACCCAAGGUUUGUUACAGGUGCCAAAUAAUGUACAGAACU
Messenger RNA from Bombina bombina (fire-bellied toad), 1822 nucleotides. It is a transcript of the gene GPR176, whose product is annotated as G protein-coupled receptor 176. The transcript has 4 exons. NCBI's taxonomy places the organism in Eukaryota, Metazoa, Chordata, Amphibia, Anura, Bombinatoridae. The coding region runs from base 175 to 1743 and encodes 522 amino acids. Gene Ontology annotation, cellular component: plasma membrane. The record is from RefSeq and is a predicted model, not a curated record. Gene Ontology annotation, molecular function: G protein-coupled receptor activity. Gene Ontology annotation, biological process: G protein-coupled receptor signaling pathway.